ACCCACUUAUAACCCGGAAGCAGAUCGGUGGGAUUGUGCACGGAUACGGUGCGAGAUACAGUGCGAGAUCGACACCUAAGCGUAGAAGAAGCAGGUCAUGUAGGUCAUCGUUGACAGCACAAAUGUCACCUUCAAACGUAAAUUGACUCGCAAGAGACGUCAAUUACGUUAACGUUAAGGUUCACACUACGAGGACACUUUCAGUAGCGCCAUCGACUUGACCUGCCGUGUGUUUAUCGAUGACGUCUGGAGUAAACCACGCGUAUGGUUCAUUCCGACCUCUGACAUCCACGUAACGUUUGUCGGCUUUAUUUUGACCUGUUAUUUGCACCUCUGCAGCCUGAGAUCGCGAUCAGGAUUUCCAGAAUUUGAAAGAGAACCCCAAACCUUGCCAACAUGGCGCUGUCGGCGUAUGAAGACAUUUCUGAGGAGGACGAGUGCGACCUGCAGGACUGGCAGCUGCCGCUGGCCUACAUGAAGAAACGACAUGUGGAGAGAGUGGAGGGCAGUCGGGCAGUCACACAGACAUGGAGAAUGAAAGAAAGGAUGAAGACUGUGAGUGUGGCACUUGUGUUGUGUCUGAAUGUUGGAGUGGACCCCCCAGAUGUCAUCAAACCAUCCCCUUGUGCCAGACAGGAGUGUUGGAUCGAUCCGUUGUCUAUGAGCCCACAGAAGGCGUUGGAAGCCAUAGGAGCCAACCUACAGAAGCAAUAUGAGCGCUGGCAGCCACGGGCCAGAUACAAGCAGAGUUUGGACCCAACUGUGGAAGAAGUGAAGAAACUAUGUUCAUCUCUUCGAAGAAAUGCAAAAGAAGAAAGAGUGCUGUUCCACUAUAAUGGGCAUGGUGUCCCCAGGCCAACUGUCAAUGGAGAAAUAUGGGUCUUCAACAAGAGCUACACCCAGUACAUUCCCCUCUCCAUAUAUGAUCUACAGACGUGGAUGGGAAGUCCUUCCAUAUUUGUGUAUGAUUGCUCAAAUGCUGGUGUAAUUCUGGACUCGUUCAAGCAGUUUGCUGCCCAAAGAGAACAGGAAAUUGAGCUGGCAAAGAUCAAUGCCCAGUCUUACCCAGGAGCGACCCAGAUGCCCCUCCCACCUUCCAUGAAGAACUGUAUCCAGCUGGCAGCCUGUGGACCCAAGCAGCUGCUGCCCAUGAACCCUGAACUCCCCGCUGACCUCUUCACCUCCUGUCUCACCACACCAAUCAAGAUAGCCCUUAGAUGGUUUGUUCACCAACGUGGAGGCAAAUUAGUACCAAGUAUCACAGAAGACCUGAUAGAGAAGAUACCAGGACGUUUGAAUGACAGAAGGACACCAUUAGGGGAGUUGAACUGGAUCUUCACAGCCAUCACUGACACUAUAGCAUGGAACACCCUCCCCAGAGAGUUGUUCCAGAAGCUGUUUCGACAGGACCUGUUGGUGGCAAGUCUCUUCAGAAACUUUCUGUUGGCCGAGCGCAUCAUGAGGUCCUACAACUGUACUCCACUGUCCAGUCCCAGACUCCCUCCAACCUACCAGCACCCCAUGUGGCAAGCCUGGGACCUGGCUGUUGACCACUGUCUCUCUCAGCUACCUGCCAUUGUGGAUGAUGGAGCAGCUUACAGACACAGCCCUUUCUUUGCGGACCAGCUGACAGCAUUUCAGGUCUGGCUAACCAUGGGUACUGAAAGAAGAGACCCUCCUGAGCAGUUACCUAUAGUUUUGCAGGUUUUACUGAGCCAGGUACACAGAUUACGAGCCCUCGACCUGCUUGGACGCUUCCUGGAUCUGGGGCCAUGGGCAGUCAGCCUGGCCUUGUCUGUUGGAAUCUUCCCAUAUGUGUUGAAGUUGUUACAGAGCUCAGCUCGGGAACUGAGACCGCUGUUAGUUUUCAUCUGGGCGAAAAUCCUGGCUGUGGAUAGUUCAUGUCAAGCUGAUCUUGUGAAAGACAACGGACACAAGUACUUUCUGUCUGUUCUUGCUGACCCCUACAUGCCUGCAGAGCACAGAACAAUGGCUGCAUUUGUACUUGCAGUUAUUGUAAAUGACUACACCAAUGGACAGGAGGCUUGUUUGCAGGGUAACCUCAUUGCCAUCUGCCUAGAGCAACUUAAUGAUGCUCACCACCUCCUUCGCCAGUGGUUGGCCAUUUGUUUAGGUCGGAUCUGGACCAAUUUCGAUGCGGCCCGAUGGUGCGGAGUUCGGGACAGUGCACAUGAGAAACUGUACAUUCUAUUGAAUGACCCUGUACCAGAGGUGAGAGCUGCUGCUGUAUUUGCCCUUGGUUGCUUCAUUGGGAACUGUUCGGAGAGAACUGACCAUGCCAACACCAUCGACCAAGGAGUGGGGAUGAAGCUCACUGAACUAGCUCAGGAUGGAGCUGUCAUUGUGAGAAAGGAGCUGGUGGUUGCCCUACAUCAGCUGGUGCUGCAGUUUGAGAGCAACUUUGCAUCCAUUGCGCUACACUUCAUCGAAGAGGAACGGCAGAGGGAGCAGAGCCAGUUAGCAAUGGGAGCAGCUGUAACACCUGCAGUGGGCUCCUGCAGCACCCCGCAGGCGAUGGGUCCCCGCAGCAGGCUCUGGCUACAGACUAGUUAUAGCGACAGCAUGUCAGGAAGUUACCCUAGCAGUGGGUUGCAGCCUAUGAGCUCCCCAAGUCGGUCCAACAGUAGUGCAAGCCUCAGCAGUAUGGGGAGUAUAGAAGGUCUAGAGAAGAGCCCUGCAGUUGGUGACAAGUUGGACAGGUCCAUUAAAAGGGUCUCUUCCAGUAGCAGUGUGUCCUCCCUUGGAUUUGCUUACAAUAACGUAUAUGCCACAGUCUGGAGGACUUUGGUCCAGAUUGUACAGGAGCCACACUCUGAAGUGGCAGAGACAGCUAAUACUGUGGUCAAUGCAAUCAACUUAAAGGCCACCAUGACACCCAGCCCAAGUUCAUGAGAGACAGGCGACUGACUCACUCCGCUCCGUCCAGUCCGACCAAAACACAGACUCCCCAGAUGGUGCCCAGUUGCAGCUUCCCCAUGAGAUUGCCAGACCUUUGGCCAUCAGAGCUGGCGAGCAACCACCGCCCUCCCGCCCUCCCAACCCUGCACCCAUCGGUUCAGCUAUUCCACAUUCAAGCACCUUCCAGAGUAAGAGAAGGCUGUUUGACAAGGGACCUAAUUCG
Branchiostoma floridae (Florida lancelet) is the source of this 3142-nucleotide messenger RNA. RefSeq names its product regulatory-associated protein of mTOR-like. The record is from RefSeq and is a predicted model, not a curated record. Gene Ontology annotation, molecular function: protein binding; protein-macromolecule adaptor activity. Lineage: Eukaryota; Metazoa; Chordata; Leptocardii; Amphioxiformes; Branchiostomatidae. Gene Ontology annotation, biological process: positive regulation of protein serine/threonine kinase activity; cellular response to starvation; regulation of autophagy. Gene Ontology annotation, cellular component: TORC1 complex; cytoplasm.